Uloborus diversus is the source of this 4379-nucleotide messenger RNA. RefSeq names its product dymeclin-like. Gene Ontology annotation, biological process: Golgi organization. The record is from RefSeq and is a predicted model, not a curated record. The coding region runs from base 80 to 2068 and encodes 662 amino acids. Gene Ontology annotation, cellular component: Golgi apparatus. Lineage: Eukaryota; Metazoa; Arthropoda; Arachnida; Araneae; Uloboridae. The transcript is spliced from 2 exons.
CACGUCUUUUAGUGUUGUGAGUUUUAUUGCGUUGUGUGUUUGCUGUGCCAUUAAGAUUGUUUUGUUUUAAAUUAAAGAUAUGGGCACCUCAAGUAGCAGCUUGCAUGAACUUGCUGACAACAAAUACUUACAGCAGUUUUCAAACAAAGAAUCCAUUACUCCAAAUGAUCCUUUCUGGAAUCAAUUCUUAUCCUUCACUUUUGUACCUCCCCAUUCAAGUGCUGACUUUCGGCUGUUGGAAGAUAGCACACGCCCUAUGCUUGAUGCACUUUUAAAAAAUAAUCCUGUGUCCGGAAAUGUUUCUGCCCUCAUUAAAGUAUUCCUCAUGCAUUCAUCCGAACUAAAAGCUGCUGUUCAUUGUGAAAAUAAAGUAUUUAUAUGGCAGGCAUAUAAUUCUUUAUUUAUAUUACGAGUUAUUUUGAAGUAUUUUAUUGAAACACUAGGAGAAGAAGGUUUAUUGAAACAUCUGGACGAUUCUCCGCAAAGUAAGUCUAAUGCUAGCAAUGAAUUUCUACCUGGAAAAAUAAUAGAAUCGAUCAUAUGUGCUUUAUUUGAAAUAAUUGUUGAUAUUAACAUGGAUAGUAAUACAUAUGCCAUCACUCUUGAGGCUGUGAAUGCAAUGAUUACGUUAUUAUCUGUUCAGAUGUUUUCAUCUCGACCUGCCCAUUUAUCCCUUGUGUAUUCUGUCAUUAUGCAAAAAAAGUGUUCCAUUCAUUCAUUUUUACUUGUAAAAAUGCUUCUUCAACAUUAUAGUAAUCAAGAAAAAUGUCCUCAUUGCUUAACUUCUAGUGAAGGUGGCAGCGUAAUUGCUGGUCUUGCAGCUGGUAUUUGGAAUGUUUUAACAUUUAAUUAUUCACAAAAGAUUUCAGUGAGUAACUCAUCAUCAGGACCUGUUCUUGCAAACCAGUGCUUACUUUUAUUAUUAAUAUUAGUAAAUCAUUGUACCAGUGAAAAAGAUGUAAAAAAUCCAUAUCGAACUGCUUUAUUUUCGUUUCGAAAUGCUAGUGAGAGAAUUGAUACCUCAACAAGUGACAGCGUGGCAGCCUUCAAAUUUGACUACAAUGUUUUAUUCAAAACAUUGUGCAGUACUUUAAAAGAUGAUCAGACCGCAUUAUUAUUAUAUCUGUUACUUCACCAAAAUGCCAAUUUUCGACAUUAUGUCAUGUUUUCUUCUGAAAUUUCUGACAUAGUUCUUCCACUCUUGAAGGUAUUAUACAAUGUUCCAGAAAAGAAUUCACAUUUGAUAUACAUGGCAUUAAUCAUCUUGUUGAUUCUCAGUGAAGAAGAAAAUUUCGACCAACAAAUUCAUUCUAUAAAAAUAAAAAACAUUUCAUGGUACACUGAAAGAAUUCUAUCUGAAAUUACUCUUGGAAGCUUGAUCAUACUUGUUCUUAUUAGAAUUAUUCAGUACAAUAUGACUAGAAUGCAUGAUAAAUAUCUUCAUACUAAUUGUUUAGCAGCUUUAGCUAAUAUGUCGGCAUAUUUACAAGAUUUACAUCCAUAUGUUUGUCAAAAAUUUGUUAGUUUAUUAGAAAAUAUGGGCAAAAGACAUCUGCGCAUUACAGAUCCAUCGCAGGUUGUUUGUCAGCAAAAUGAAGAUGAAUUAUUACCUUCUGAUCUAAUGCAAGAUUGUUCUGUGCUUGAUGAAGUGAUUAGGAUGCUAUUGGAAAUAUUAAAUUCAUGCUUGACUUUUCAGCUUCGAAAUAAUUUAAAUUUAUUGUACACGAUCUUGUACAAGAAAAAUAUUUUCAGCAUGUUUCGAUCAAAUUCAAAUUUUCAAGAUAUUAUGCAAAAUAUUGACUCUGUGUUAUUAUUUUUUUCAUCUCAUUUGGAAUCAAUGGAACAAAAUUUAUCUGUUGCAGAAGUGUCUGAAAUAAUUAAGUGUGUGUCAUUGCAGUGGUCUAAAGAUAAAAUGAAGAAAUUUCCAGAGUUGAAAUUCAAAUAUGUAGAAGAAGGUCAGCCAGAAGAUUUCUUCAUACCUUAUUUAUGGUCAGUUGUUUUUCAUUCUUCAGACUUUUAUUGGAAUUCUCGGAACAUCUUAAUAUUCAAUCCCCACAAACAUUCUUGAGUGAUUUAGGUUUCGGGUCAAUGGGGUAAAGUGAUCAUAUAUCAAAUAAAAAGCUAUAUUUCUUAAAUAAAUUGAGGAAUGAGUGUACAUUUUUUAGCUUAGACUUUUUUUUUCACAAUGAGGAAUUUUAUUUUAAAUUGUAUUGCUGGCAAUACUUCCUUUAGUGGAAAUAGUUGUUUUGUUUGCUUAUGAAAUAUACUUUGAAAUCCGAACACCUCUCUAUGUUUAAAAGAUUUUUCAUCAGAUUGACUGGGCAGAAAGUUUUACAUGUGUGUCAAGAACACAUCCUCAUAAACAGCUAAGCUGGAUUAUUUAAGAUAGUAUUUUUGAGCAACUGGAGUAACGUGGGGUAAAGUGUUCAUUGGUUAGGCUUAACAUGAAUCUCUUAAGCAUAGCAGUUAAAUAUUUAUUUUGCUAAGCAUGUAUUGUUUUUAAGUUAAACUGGAUUACAUGCUACAGAACUUAAGUGCAAUAAGGAAAUUGGUGUGAAAUUAGAUUGUUAUAAUAUUUGUACAUUUUUUUUUUUUUUUUUUGCAAGAUCAGCUUUCAAUUUAUUCUAAUAAAAGAAUUAUGUCCCAAAAAGAUUUCUGUUAAAUGUUAAUAAAAAAUAGAAACUGGAAACUAAAAGUAUUUUGUACACAUUGAAAAUUAUAUAAAACUUAAUCAAAUAUAUAUGUUUGUUUUUGUUUUUUAAUAUUUUUUCAUUCUUUUGUUCUAUUAAAAGUUGGAAUAUCUAUGUUUCUAUGUAGAUUGAAAUUGCUUGAUAAAAGUUAUUGUAUUUUUCUUUGCAAUAAUAACAAUGCCAAAAUAGAUGAGAAAAUGUACAACUUCAAAUAGUCAAAAUAAUCGGACAAGAAUUACUGCAUUAAGAGUUAUUGGGUUAUGAAUUAUUUGGUGUCGAUGACAUAUGAAGGGGGAAAAUCUAUCAAUUAGUUUAUUGCAGAUUACACAGGAGAACAAAAUAAGGUUUUUUCUUUGGUGCCCAGAGUUUGAGAACUGCUUUUAGAUAAGUUUGGGGCUCUGAAUCGAAAUAUGAAAUUAUUUUUUCUCUAGCAGCUCUACUUUUUCACGUAAGUGCUGCGUUUUUACCCAAAGUGUGCAGUUUUAAUUCAAUUUUUCGCAUUCCUGAAGCAAGUAUACGCUUCUGAAACAAGGACUGCUUCCAGCAUAUUUGCCCUAUUGUCAGUCUGCAGUCCAGUUACAUUCAGGAAAAUUCACUACAUGGAGUGAAUAUCUGGCAAUUUUAGUAACAACGCUUCCACAAAUUAAGAUCAAUUUUUAACUUCAUGUUUUGCAUAUACUCGCUUUGAGUGAUCUGUGACUAGUUGGAUCUUUGUAUAUAACAUUUUUAGGGCCUGAUUAAUACAGGAGAUGACCCUAAACAAACAUUUUUUAGGGGUCCUCUGCAGCCAAACCUUAUAAACAUUUAACAUAAAUGGAGAACCAGGGGUGGUGGUUUCAUUGGUGUUGAGGUGUUGCACCACUCAUUCAAAAUAUUUGUUAAGGGGGAGCAUCCUACACAUGUGAAAAAAAAGGUAAAUAAAUAAAGGUGAGUGCCUGAGUUUUCUUCCUUUUCUUAAAUAAUAGACUAACUACUACAUUUAGUCUUUUGGGCGCUCUUAAAAAUUGUGUGCCCAUGGCCAACAGCCUAACUGUUAUGUUUGGUAUUUGAGUUCUGAUUAUUUGUAUAUUACAAUAGGAAUAAAAAUUCACUGUUUUGUUCCCCAUCUAAUUAUGUAAUUUAAACCAGUGUCACAUAUAUUUCAAUGUUAUAUCUCAGAAAUGUGAGUUCCUAGGCAAAGACUGAUGUCAUAUUUGAACUCGGGGCACCAAAUUCAUACGAAAUCAGUUCCCAAUAUCCGGCCACCAAAAUGACUGUUCCCCUGUUAUUGAUCAGCAAUAAAAUACCUAGAGAAAUCAAACAUUGGAAGUUAUCGCACCUUCCCUAUGACAUAGAUGAAAUCAAGUAGUUGUAGUCUUGUGCCAGCUAAGCUGGCACUUCAGGCUCUGCUGCUUCACUUUUCCAACUGUACCGUAAUUUGGUGUGAAAUCCAACUUCCACUGUAUGCAUAUGCCAUAAGGACCCCUUUGUAGCGUAGGCAACCAUUCACGGCACAACAACACAAAAAAAGGACAGGAGUGAAAGUAAAACCAUACCCAAGCCGAAAUUUGAACCCAGGACCUCCCCAUCCGCAGUUAGACUUCUCUGACCACUAGACAAGGCAGUCGGCAAUCAAGGAGUCAAAUAUGAUAAAAAUUCUUGGUCAAUCAAUGACCAUAGAGUAUCACAAAUUUGUAAUUUAUUUUAAUA